UUGAAAACCCGGAUCCUUGGAAAGCUGCGGCCUCAGCCUGGGAUCCCCCAGGGACUCCCCGGAACCGCCGCUUCCCCCAUGGACUUGCCUGGGAACUCCAGCUCUUCUCCACAGCCAAGCCUGUGCCGUCAGCCUCUAGCUCGAGCAUUAUGGGAAGCCAGGAGCCCGAAAAGACCGAGGCUGCAGCCUUUGGGGACCCCUUCAUCCCUGGAAAAGGCCUCUCGGAGGGUCCUGGCCGUGGUGCUGGAAGAUGUCAUGGCUACAAACAGGGUCCCCCUGACAUACACAGAGGACACUUCCAGCCCACGGAAUCACAGCCAUCAUCAGGACUCUGUCUGCACAGAGUCACCUGCUUUUCCACCCCAGCAGCUCAAGUGGCCCCUGCCAGCCAGGCCUCCUGACCCACUGCAUUUGUGCAGAGAACCCUUGAGUCGUAUCCGCCAGUCCUCACCCACCUUGAGAAUGAGAUCAAGGACAGCUCCUGGCCCAGAGGAGAGCCCUUCUCAAAAGACAGACCAGGUCCCCCAGCCCACCCUGGUGGUGGUACUGGAAGACAUUGCCAGUGCCAGACAACCAGCUGAGGGCUUUGCUGAAGAUCGGCCCAACCUCAUUGUCCCAGCACAAAGCACCUUCAGAAGCCUUAAUGGCCAGGAGAAGCACUGGCAUAGAAGAGACCUGGACUUGGAAGCACCCUCAACUCUCUCUUUGUCCCUUCACCCCAGAGCUGAGCCUAUGACAAAAGUUGGUCAGCCAAUGCCUUCACCCAGUGACCUAGAACCCCCAUGCCAACUGUCCACUCUACCUGCAGAUCCUCCAGAGAGCCCAGUACCAGAUCUUGCUCUGGAGACCCCACUGACCCCAACAUCGUCCAGCCUUUUACGCCCCCGUCUCAGUCCCUGGGGCUUGGCCCCUCUCUUCCGUUCUGUCCGAUCAAAGCUGGAGAGCUUUGCUGAUAUCUUCCUCACACCUAACAAAGCACCACAACCUCCACCCCCUUCACCUCCCAUGAAAUUGGAGUUGAAGAUUGCCAUCUCGGAGGCUGAGCAGUCCAGGGCUACUGAGAAAAUGACAUCUGUCAGCCCCCGGCCUCCUAUCCGCCAGUGGCGGACUCAGUGCAGUUCCCCAGCACCUGUCCCUAAGUUGUCUCUGGGACGAAGCUACUCCUGCCCUGAUCUAGGGCCCCCUGACACAGGUAGCUGGCCUCCUGCUCCAUCCCAGCCAAGCCAGUCCAGGCCCCGGAGACAUACUGUGGGUUGUGGGGAGAUGUCCCGGACCCCACCACCUCCUCGGCCCUGUCUCCGGAAAGAGGUCUUCCCUCUUGGAGGAGUCGGAGUCUCGCCUUCUCUCACUACAUCUUGCUCAGCCAAUGCCUCUACUUCCUUCUUCUGUGAGCCGGCAGAACCCAGAUUGGGUUCAAUGAAGGGGAAGGAGUUAAGAGCCUCAAAAGACAAGGUGUUUUCUGAUCCCGAGACCAAGACCAUGGGGAAAGUCUCUAGAUUCAGAAUACGGAGGACACCUGUCCGUCUCCAACCAAACCUUACACCAAUGGGGCUGCCUCGACCAAUAAGGUUGAAUAAAAAGGAGUUCACUCUGGAAGAAAUUUAUACCAAUAAGAAUUACCAAUCACCCACAGCCAGAAGGACCUUUGAGACCAUUUUUGAGGAACCACGGGAGCGCAAUGGAAUUCUGAUUUUUACCAGCUCUAGGAAGCUCCGAAGGGCAGUAGAAUUUCGGGACAGUAGUCUUCCUCGAUCCCGGCGACCAUCACGAGGGGUCCGCACUGCAGCAAGCAGAACCCUUACUCCCAACCUGGCACCCAGCCAGGAUGUGGGCUGUCUACUGCAAGAACGGCUGAAAGAGCUAGAUGCCUUGCUCCUGGAGGAGGAAAUAGACAGGGAACACCCUUGUCACCUCUAGGAGCUCCAACUGUUUGUCCAUCCGUCCUUUAGGGAGGGGAGAAAUCUCUGAAUCAAUUGUAUUUUUUUUCUCCAUAUUUCUAUAAAGUUUUCAAUAUAU
Molecule: messenger RNA, 2016 nt
Organism: Grammomys surdaster
Lineage: Eukaryota; Metazoa; Chordata; Mammalia; Rodentia; Muridae
Gene: Prr14
Product: proline rich 14
Exons: 12
Coding region: 79-1917 (612 amino acids)
Cellular component (GO): nucleoplasm
Source: RefSeq, a predicted model, not a curated record